AUGGCUUCCUACCAAUUUUGUAACUCAGUGCAAAAAUAUAAAAUAAAAAUAUUGAUAAAUAUUGAUGAUGGUGAAGAUGAAGAUGGUGGUGAUGAAGAAAAAGGUGGUGAUGAAGAUGGUGAUGAUGGUGAUGAUGAUGAAAAUGAUGAUGGUGUUGAUAAGAUGAAGAUGGUGAUGACUAUGGUCAUGGUGAUGAUGGUGAUGUUGACAAAAAGCCAGGGAGUUUUCAGUGAGGACCUUCACUCCAGCCUCUACUUUGUCAAUGCAUCUCUGCAAGAGGUAGUGUUUGCGAGCACCACGGGGACCCUGGUGCCCUGCCCUGCUGCAGGCGUCCCUCCUGUGUCUCUCAGAUGGUACCUAGCAACGGGCGAGGAGAUCUACGAUGUCCCCGGGAUCCGCCACGUCCACCCCAACGGCACUCUCCAAAUUUUUCCCUUCCCUCCUUCAAGCUUUAGUACCUUAAUCCAUGAUAAUACUUAUUAUUGCACAGCUGAAAAUCCUUCAGGGAAAAUUAGAAGUCAGGAUGUCCACAUCAAGGCUGUUUUACGGGAGCCCUAUACAGUCCGUGUGGAGGACCAGAAAACCAUGAGAGGCAAUGUUGCGGUCUUCAAGUGCAUUAUCCCCUCCUCAGUGGAGGCGUACGUCACCGUCGUCUCCUGGGAGAAAGAUACCGUGUCACUCAUCUCAGGAUCUAGAUUUCUCAUCACAUCCACGGGAGCCUUGUAUAUUAAAGAUGUACAGAAUGAAGAUGGAUUGUAUAACUACCGCUGUAUCACACGGCACAGAUACACUGGGGAGACCAGGCAGAGUAACAGCGCUAGACUUUUUGUAUCAGACCCAGCGAACUCAGCCCCAUCCAUACUGGAUGGGUUUGAUCAUCGCAAAGCCAUGGCAGGGCAGCGUGUGGAGUUGCCUUGCAAAGCGCUUGGGCAUCCUGAGCCAGAUUAUCGCUGGCUGAAGGACAACAUGCCCCUGGAACUUUCUGGAAGGUUCCAGAAGACCGUGACAGGGCUGCUCAUUGAGAACACUCGUCCUUCAGAUUCAGGCAGCUAUGUAUGUGAAGUUUCCAACAGAUACGGCACUGCUAAGGUGAUAGGCCGCCUGUACGUGAAACAGCCACUGAAAGCUACCAUCAGCCCCAGGAAAGUUAAAAGCAGCGUGGGUAGCCAGGUUUCCUUGUCCUGCAGUGUGACAGGCAGUGAGGACCAGGAACUCUCCUGGUACCGAAACGGUGAAAUCCUCAACCCUGGAAAAAAUGUGAGGAUCACAGGGAUCAACCACGAAAAUCUUAUAAUGGAUCACAUGGUCAAAAGUGACGGGGGCGCAUACCAGUGCUUUGUGCGCAAGGAUAAGCUGUCCGCUCAAGACUUUGUGCAGGUGGUCCUUGAAGAUGGAACUCCCAAAAUUAUUUCUGCCUUUAGUGAAAAAGUGGUGAGCCCAGCAGAACCAGUGUCCCUCAUGUGCAAUGUGAAGGGAACCCCAUUGCCCACGAUCACGUGGACCCUGGACGAUGACCCGAUCCUCAAGGGUGGCAGUCACCGCAUCAGCCAGAUGAUCACGUCGGAGGGAAACGUGGUCAGCUACCUGAACAUCUCCAGCUCUCAGGUCCGGGAUGGGGGAGUCUACCGCUGCACUGCUAACAACUCGGCGGGAGUCGUCCUGUACCAGGCUCGAAUAAACGUAAGAGGGCCUGCAAGCAUUCGACCAAUGAAAAAUAUCACAGCGAUCGCAGGGCGGGACACGUACAUCCACUGCCGUGUGAUUGGCUAUCCCUAUUACUCCAUCAAAUGGUACAAGAACUCUAAUCUGCUUCCUUUCAACCAUCGCCAAGUGGCAUUUGAGAACAACGGCACUCUAAAACUCUCGGAUGUGCAAAAAGAAGUGGAUGAGGGAGAGUACACGUGCAAUGUGCUGGUUCAACCGCAGCUCUCCACCAGCCAGAGUGUCCACGUGACGGUCAAAGUUCCACCUUUUAUUCAACCUUUUGAGUUUCCAAGAUUCUCCAUUGGACAGCGGGUCUUUAUCCCAUGUGUUGUGGUCUCAGGGGACUUGCCCAUCACGAUCACUUGGCAGAAGGACGGCCGGCCAAUCCCAGCGAGCCUCGGGGUGACCAUCGACAACAUUGACUUCACGAGCUCCUUACGGAUUUCCAAUCUCUCCCUCAUGCACAAUGGGAAUUACACCUGCAUCGCCCGGAAUGAGGCCGCAGCAGUGGAGCACCAAAGCCAGCUGAUUGUGAGAGUUCCUCCCAAAUUUGUGGUUCAGCCACGGGACCAGGACGGGAUUUAUGGCAAGGCUGUCAUCCUCAAUUGCUCAGCAGAGGGCUAUCCUGUACCCACCAUAGUGUGGAAAUUCUCUAAAGGUGCUGGGGUUCCCCAGUUCCAACCCAUUGCCCUCAAUGGCCGAAUUCAGGUCCUGAGCAACGGGUCCUUGUUGAUCAAGCACGUCGUGGAGGAAGACAGCGGCUACUACCUGUGCAAGGUCAGCAACGAUGUGGGCGCGGACGUCAGCAAGUCCAUGUACCUCACGGUCAAAAUUCCUGCGAUGAUAACGUCCUAUCCAAACACGACCCUGGCCACUCAGGGUCAGAAGAAAGAAAUGAGUUGUGCAGCCCAUGGUGAGAAACCCAUCAUAGUCCGCUGGGAGAAGGAAGACCGGAUCAUUAACCCUGAGAUGGCCCGUUACCUCGUGUCCACCAAAGAGGUGGGAGAGGAGGUGAUCUCUACUCUGCAGAUUUUGCCAACUGUUAGAGAAGACUCUGGCUUCUUCUCCUGUCAUGCUAUCAAUUCUUAUGGGGAGGACCGUGGAAUAAUUCAGCUCACAGUGCAAGAGCCCCCAGACCCUCCCGAAAUUGAGAUCAAAGACGUGAAAGCACGCACAAUCACCCUCAGGUGGACCAUGGGGUUUGACGGCAACAGCCCCAUUACGGGCUACGAUAUUGAAUGCAAAAAUAAAUCAGACUCCUGGGAUUCUGCUCAGAGAACCAAAGAUGUUUCCCCUCAGCUGAACUCGGCCACCAUCAUUGAUAUCCACCCUUCCUCCACCUACAGCAUCCGCAUGUACGCCAAGAACCGGAUUGGCAAGAGCGAGCCCAGCAACGAGCUCUCCAUCACCGCGGAUGAGGCAGCUCCUGAUGGCCCACCUCAGGAAGUUCACCUGGAACCCCUGUCAUCUCAGAGCAUCAGGGUCACCUGGAAGUUCAUGGAGCAGUGGUUUCUCUCGGAGCAGCAGGCUGAUGUUGUGGGACCUGUCAGCGUGCAGACAGGUGUCCGGAUGAUUUUACAGACUGAACGAGUGCCCAGUUACCCCCCUGAAAAUGUCCAAGCCAUAGCAACAUCACCAGAAAGCAUAUCAAUAUCCUGGUCCACACUUUCCAAGGAAGCCUUGAAUGGAAUUCUCCAGGGGUUUAGAGUCAUUUACUGGGCCAACCUGAUGGACGGAGAGCUGGGCGAGAUUAAAAACGUCACCACGACACAGCCUUCCCUGGAGCUGGAUGGCCUGGAGAAGUAUACCAACUACAGUAUCCAAGUGCUGGCCUUUACCCGCGCCGGGGACGGAGUCAGAAGUGAGCAGAUCUUCACUCGGACCAAAGAGGAUGUUCCAGGUCCUCCUGCAGGAGUGAAGGCAGCUGCAGCCUCAGCCUCCAUGGUGUUUGUGUCCUGGCUUCCCCCUCUCAAGCUGAACGGCAUCAUCCGAAAGUACACUGUAUUCUGCUCCCACCCCUAUCCCACAGUGAUCAGCGAGUUUGAAGCCUCUCCUGACUCAUUUUCCUACAGAAUUCCCAACCUGAGUCGGAACCGUCAAUACAGCGUGUGGGUGGUAGCCGUAACUUCAGCUGGGAGAGGCAACAGCAGUGAGAUCAUCAUGGUGGAGCCAUUAGCUAAAGCUCCAGCACGAAUCCUGACCUUCAGUGGCACAGUGACUACUCCAUGGAUGAAGGACAUUGCCUUGCCUUGUAAAGCUGUUGGGGACCCUUCUCCUGCAGUAAAAUGGAUGAAAGACAGUAACGGGACACCCAGCCUAGUAACGAUUGAUGGGCGGAGGAGCAUCUUCAGCAACGGGAGCUUCAUUAUCCGCACAGUGAAGGCGGAAGAUUCCGGCUAUUACAGCUGCAUCGCCAAUAACAACUGGGGAUCAGAUGAAAUUAUUUUAAAUUUGCAAGUACAAGUUCCACCUGAUCAGCCUCGGCUUACAGUGUCCAAAACGACAUCUUCUUCCAUUACACUCUCGUGGCUCCCUGGGGACAAUGGGGGCAGUUCCAUCAGAGGAUACAUAUUGCAGUACUCCGAGGAUAACAGUGAACAGUGGGGAAGUUUUCCAAUCAGCCCAAGUGAACGUUCUUACCGCCUGGAAAAUCUGAAGUGUGGUACUUGGUACAAGUUCACUCUUACUGCCCAAAAUGGAGUGGGACCGGGACGUAUCAGUGAGAUCAUAGAAGCGAAAACGUUGGGGAAAGAGCCCCAGUUCUCGAAAGAGCAAGAACUCUUCGCCAGCAUCAACACCACACGCGUGAGGCUGAACCUCAUCGGCUGGAACGACGGCGGCUGUCCUAUCACCUCCUUCACUCUGGAGUACAGACCGUUUGGGACCACGGUCUGGACCACAGCUCAGCGGACCUCUCUCUCCAAGUCCUACAUCCUAUACGACCUGCAAGAGGCCACGUGGUACGAGCUGCAGAUGAGGGUGUGCAACAGUGGCGGCUGUGCAGAGAAGCAGGCCAACUUCGCCACGCUCAACUAUGAUGGCAGUACAAUCCCUCCACUCAUUAAGUCAGUUGUCCAAAGCGAAGAAGGCCUGACGACCAACGAGGGGCUCAAGAUGCUCGUGACCAUCUCCUGCAUCCUGGUGGGGGUCUUGCUGCUGUUUGUGCUCCUGCUGGUGGUGCGGAGGAGGAGGCGGGAGCAGAGGCUGAAGAGGCUGAGAGAUGCGAAGAGUUUAGCUGAAAUGCUCAUGAGUAAGAAUACCCGGACUUCGGAUACCUUGAGCAAGCAACAACAGACCUUGAGAAUGCACAUUGACAUACCCAGGGCUCAGCUUUUGAUUGAAGAGAGAGACACAAUGGAGACCAUCGACGAUCGCUCCACGGUCCUGUUAACGGAUGCUGACUUUGGGGAGGCGGCGAAACAGAAGUCCCUGACAGUGACGCACACGGUCCACUACCAGUCAGUGUCACAGGCCACCGGGCCCCUGGUGGACGUUUCGGAUGCGCGGCCGGGAACGAAUCCCACCACCAGGAGGAACGCAAAGGCAGGACCCACAGCAAGAAACCGGUAUGCCAGCCAGUGGACCCUCAACAGACCCCACCCCACCAUUUCAGCACACACCCUCACCACAGACUGGAGGCUGCCGACGCCCAGGGCUGCGGGAUCAAUGGACAAGGAGAGUGACAGCUACAGUGUCAGCCCCUCACAAGACACAGAUCGAGCGCGAAGCAGCAUGGUCUCCACAGAAAGUGCCUCCUCCACUUAUGAAGAACUGGCCAGAGCCUACGAGCAUGCUAAGAUGGAAGAGCAACUGAGGCACGCCAAGUUCACCAUCACAGAGUGCUUCAUAUCAGACACAUCAUCUGAACAGUUGACGGCAGGGACAAACGAGUACACAGACAGUCUGACCUCCAGCACCCCUUCAGAAUCGGGGAUCUGCAGGUUCACUGCAUCUCCCCCCAAACCUCAGGAUGGAGGUCGAGUGAUGAACAUGGCGGUUCCAAAGGCACAUCGGCCAGGUGACCUCAUACAUUUGCCUCCAUACCUUAGAAUGGACUUUUUGUUAAACCGAAGCAGCGCAGGCACCAGCAGGGACCUGAGUUUAGGGCAAGCGUGCUUGGAACCUCAGAAAAGUCGGACCCUGAAGCGCCCCACGGUCCUUGAGCCAAUCCCCAUGGAGGCCUCCUCUUCCACGUCCUCCACGAGAGAGGGACAGCAGUGGCAGCAAGGGGUCGUGGCCACAUUACCUCAGCGAGAGGGAGCAGAGCUGGGACAGGCAGCUAAGAUGAGCAGCUCCCAAGAAUCGCUGCUCGACUCUCGGGGCCAUUUGAAAGGAAACAAUCCCUACGCAAAAUCCUACACCCUGGUAUAA
Molecule: messenger RNA, 6075 nt
Organism: Neomonachus schauinslandi (Hawaiian monk seal)
Lineage: Eukaryota; Metazoa; Chordata; Mammalia; Carnivora; Phocidae
Gene: DSCAM
Product: DS cell adhesion molecule
Exons: 35
Coding region: 1-6075 (2024 amino acids)
Biological process (GO): axon guidance; cell adhesion
Cellular component (GO): plasma membrane
Molecular function (GO): protein binding
Source: RefSeq, a predicted model, not a curated record